Impatiens glandulifera is the source of this 708-nucleotide messenger RNA. RefSeq names its product heavy metal-associated isoprenylated plant protein 5-like. The record is from RefSeq and is a predicted model, not a curated record. The coding region runs from base 6 to 656 and encodes 216 amino acids. The transcript has 2 exons. Gene Ontology annotation, biological process: regulation of defense response to fungus. Lineage: Eukaryota; Viridiplantae; Streptophyta; Magnoliopsida; Ericales; Balsaminaceae. Gene Ontology annotation, molecular function: metal ion binding.
CGGAUAUGGUUCUGAAUAUUUUUGACUUGAAAUGCCCCUGCUGCUACAAGAAAGUGAAGAAACUUCUCUGCAAAUUCCCUCAAAUACGAAAUCAGAUAUUUGACGAGAAACAAAACACGGUCAGCAUAACCGUAGUAUGUUGUAGUCCAGAGGAGAUUCGACACAAGAUAGCCAAAAAAGGAGGAAAAACCAUAAAAAGCGUCGAGAUCAAAGAAUCCCAAAAGCCCAAAGAAAGCGAAAAGCCAAAAUCCGAUGCUAAACCGGACAAGCCACCGAAGGAAGACAACAAGCCCGAUAAGCCUAAAGGAGACGACAAAAAGCCCGAUAAGCCAAAAGGGGACGACAAAAAGCCCGAGAAACCCAAAGGUGAUGACAACAAGCCCGAAAAGCCGAAAGGGGAGGCCAAAGAGGAGUCUAAGCCUAAAGAAAUUCCUCCGGCUGCAAUGAUGAUGACUCAAGUGCCUAUAGGGUACCCUUAUUGUAUGGCACCACCACCAACUUAUUAUGAUGGAGGGUACCCUGGUGAGCCAAGUUAUGGAGGAGGGUAUGUGAGGGCAGUACCGGUAUAUGAUAGUUAUGGUGGAGGGUAUUAUGGUAAUAACCGGCCUUAUGAUUACUUGAAUGAAGAAAACCCUACAGGCUGUACAAUCAUGUGAAAUAAAAUGUAAUAUAUUGGAAGGUGUUAUUUUAAUUAAGUUUAUUAUUAUU